Neodiprion virginianus is the source of this 2013-nucleotide messenger RNA. RefSeq names its product glycosylphosphatidylinositol anchor biosynthesis protein 11-like (gene PIG-F). Gene Ontology annotation, biological process: GPI anchor biosynthetic process. Gene Ontology annotation, molecular function: protein binding. NCBI's taxonomy places the organism in Eukaryota, Metazoa, Arthropoda, Insecta, Hymenoptera, Diprionidae. The record is from RefSeq and is a predicted model, not a curated record. Gene Ontology annotation, cellular component: endoplasmic reticulum membrane. Bases 1040 to 1816 code for a protein of 258 amino acids. The transcript has 4 exons.
CAAAUUCGAGGACAUUUCCAGGACCUCAAGGACUUCCUGGACCACUGGGCGCCAUGAGUCAAUAUAUUUCGAUCAGCCGGUGCAAAUAUCCGCCCAAUAUGGAACGUUUUUAUACAUCUUUAGAUAACGCAAUAGUGUUAGGUUCACAAAGACGCAAAUGCGAAUUAUGUGCUAAUUUACAUUGAUUGGUUUUGCUAUUUUGUACACCGAUUAACCAUGUGAAUGGAUCGUGCUUAAACAACAUGAAAACAGAAAAAUCAAAUCACAUCUCGAUGCUACCGCCAUCAGCGGUAGAACCAAGUAGUAGACAGCUUAUUCAUACAUCUUCUCCUGUAUUUAUCACUCAUGUGCAUAGUUCACAAUCCAACUAUUUCUUUAGUUGUCGCGUGACAGUUGAGGUUAUGUUCGAAGCCUAUUAACUUCAUUUGAUUCCCGGUGAAAAAUUUGACUGUUUAGAAGUUUAUUGAUGUCCGCAUUGAUCGCAUUGACGUCAGUCGUGUGAUUAAAAUAACAGAUAUGUUUCAUCUAUUGCAAUCUUCAAGGAAUAAUUUAUUGAAAUUACAUCUACGGUUCAUACAUUUUUAAUCAACUUGUCUGUAAACUGUGCCUACAAGUAAAGAUCGUCUGAAAAACAAGUAUUUCUAUCACUCGCUUACUGAGGGUCCUUUGCGGAGUCUUGAUUACUUUUCAACUCCUCUGCUUGCCGACAAAACUGAAUUUCAAGCUGACGAAACUCAGAUUCCUGGAGCACAACUUUAUUCAUCCGGAGUACACGAGUAAGGAAGGGGAGUUACGUCGUUGCCGUCGGUUUGACAACAGAAAGGUUGAUCGACAGCGCAAAGGAGCUACGGGACAAGUGCGUUACUGCUUGAAUGAAUUUGAUUUAUGGCAUAUUUUUUAUUUCUGAUGUCGGAAGAAGACAUCACUUAUGAUAGAUAAUACUAGAGUGAAUGAACGCAAUUCAAUACCAAUCAAAUUUGAUAAAUCGUUCAAGCGAAUUGUUUGAGUCAGCAGAUAUUUUUGCUAUAGCCGUUGAACGAUGGCUGCGAUUCCCGAGGCGGUAAUUAGAUUCUUUGAAGCCGUAAAAUCUAACGACAUUGAAAAAGUCGUCGGAUUGUUGAAAAGUAAAGAAGUUGACGUGAACGCGGUAGACGUCACGUCAGAUAAUCAAACAGCCGUGCAUAUAGCUGCAUUUCGCGGAUAUGAAAAAAUGUUGCGGAUACUUGUCGACGAAUACAAUGCGGAUGUUAAUAUUGCUGAUAAAAUGGGGGAAAUACCGUUGCAAAUUGCGUGUGAUAAAUAUAAUGUAAAAAUUGCCAAGUAUCUGAUAGAGAAGAAUUCGAAUUUUCCGGAAUAUGCCGAAUCCUAUUUAAAUGACAAGUUAGUCGAUGAAUUGUUCGAAGCAGCCGAAGCGAAUGAUGUACAAAAAGUAACUGAACUUAUAAAAAAUAAGAGCGUGGAUGUCAAUUCUGUAGACAAAGGUAAUUACAAUAGGACGAUCUUGCAUAUCGCCGUUAUGAAGGGGUACGAGGAGCUGGCUCGUUUACUUGUUGACGAAUUCAAUGCCGAUACCGAUUAUGAGGAUGAAAUAGGCGAUACCGCGAAAAAUAUGGCCAUAGAUUACAAACAUGCGAAUCUAGCUGAAUUACUGGCGAGAAGCAAUAGCAAAGAGUUGAAAUUGGACGCGGAAGUUAGUCAGUCGGAUUCUAAUUCACAGUUGUGCAAAAAACCGAAGCAUAGUCAUCCGACCGCCGAACCUGAUAAACCAUUCAAAUCCUCAAUUACGUCCGAACAAUCUUACAGUACCGGUCAGUAAAUGUUAAAUACGGUAACGUUCAGGCAUUACCGAUACCAUUUUAAAAUGCGCUGUUCGAUACGUUACAUUUGGAAAUUAGCAAUCAAUGGUCUGAAAGAUAUUUUAAGAUAAACAUUAUAUUAUUAUAGAUGCGAAGUCCAAUUUUAUUUGGAAUCACCCGAACGAAAACUAUACUAUUGUCAAGCUAAACCUACUUA